Messenger RNA from Hipposideros armiger (great roundleaf bat), 3407 nucleotides. It is a transcript of the gene ZNF146, whose product is annotated as zinc finger protein 146. The transcript is spliced from 3 exons. NCBI's taxonomy places the organism in Eukaryota, Metazoa, Chordata, Mammalia, Chiroptera, Hipposideridae. The record is from RefSeq and is a predicted model, not a curated record. The coding region runs from base 1118 to 1996 and encodes 292 amino acids. Gene Ontology annotation, molecular function: DNA-binding transcription factor activity, RNA polymerase II-specific; RNA polymerase II cis-regulatory region sequence-specific DNA binding. Gene Ontology annotation, biological process: regulation of transcription by RNA polymerase II.
GCUCAGUAGCCAUCGUAGAGCGCAGGCGCAGCGCACGGAGUGGACAUUUUGGUCUUUGUCCGUGGGUCAGUCCGGCCCAUGGGUCCACGUGGCGUGAAAGUAGGAGGGCUGCUUCUUUGUGCAUCCCUGGAAACGGCAUUUUCUUCAUCCUUCAGAAGUUCCUGAGACUCCCAAGGCUCAGCCUGAGUUCUAGGAGGGUACUUUGGCUCCAGCAUUAACCUUCUAGUGGUGUGUCAUUUCCCCAGUAGCAGGUUAUAAACUGAUUAAACUUUAUGUGAUCCUCUUUUGGAGCAAGAAGAUAAACUGGAUGGGGAAGAAAGAAAUGGAAAGGAAAUUUGUGCAGAAGAAGCCUGAGAAGAUGAUGAGCAAAUAGAGAGGCAGCAAGACGCAUCCAUCUCCAGUAAAGUACAGACUGAGAAAAAAAGCAGUGAAUAUAAGAAAAUUGGAAAGAUACUUCCUGUGAUCUCAGACCUUAGAUCUUUUAAGGUACCACCUUUUCCAGCUACCUAGAAAGAGUGUCAAAACACAGUUUAGACUUAAUCAAUCAUGAGGGACAUUGUGUAGGAAAGAAUCAUCAAUUUUAUUAGUUUGGAAAUCCUGCCACAGCUUACUCCUUACGGUAAUAACCCUCUUUUAAGAGUAAAUCAGUGUAGAAAUGCCUUCAGUUAAAAAAAUUUGAACCCCAUGUGAUAUCAGAGCAUUCAUGCUGGGUUAGAAACCGUAUGAAUUUACUGACAGAAAAUUUUCACUCACGUGUCACACUUCAUUAAAUGUAGAAAUCAGGCUGGAGGGAAACCUUGUUCUAAGGAAUAUUGAAAAGCCUUCAGCUAGAUGACAUAUCUUAUUGAGCAGAAGAAAAUCCAUACUGGAGAGAAACCAAUGAAUGUAACAAAACUUCAUUGAAUAUUAGAAAACCUAUACUCUGAGAGAAAGCUUUGAACUGAGUAUGAUAAAGUUUUCUCUUGAACCUUAUCCCGUUACUUUUGAAAGGUCAUACACAGAGAAGUACUACAAAUGUAAGAAAUGUGGAAAUACCUUCAGCCAAAAGUAAAUUCUCAUUCACCAAGAAAUUCAUACUGGUGAGAAACCUUGUGAAUGUAGGAAAACUUCCAUUCAGAUGUCACACCUCAAUCAGCAGAGAAUUUGUAGUGGGGGAAACCCCUUUGCUUGUAAGGUAUGUGGGAAAGCCUUCAGCCACAAAUCAAACCUCACUGAGCAUGAGCAUUUUCAUAAUAGAGAGAAACCUUUUGAAUGUAAUGAAUGUGGAAAAGCCUUCAGCCAAAAGCAAUAUGUCAUUAAACAUCAGAACACCCAUACUGGAGAGAAGCUUUUUGAAUGUAAUGAAUGUGGAAAAUCCUUCAGCCAGAAGGAAAACCUCCUUACUCAUCAGAAAAUUCACACUGGAGAGAAACCUUUUGAGUGUAAAGAUUGUGGAAAAGCUUUCAUUCAGAAGUCAAACCUCAUCAGACACCAGAGAACUCACACAGGAGAGAAGCCUUUUGUAUGUAAGGAGUGUGGGAAGACCUUCAGUGGCAAAUCAAACCUUACUGAGCAUGAGAAAAUUCAUAUUGGAGAAAAACCCUUUAAAUGUAGUGAAUGUGGAACAGCUUUUGGCCAGAAGAAGUACCUCAUAAAACAUCAAAACAUUCACACUGGAGAGAAACCCUAUGAAUGUAAUGAAUGUGGAAAAGCUUUCUCUCAACGAACAUCACUUAUUGUACAUGUGAGAAUUCAUUCAGGUGAUAAGCCUUAUGAAUGCAAUGUAUGUGGGAAAGCCUUCUCUCAGAGUUCAUCUCUUACUGUGCAUGCGAGAAGCCAUACAGGUGAGAAGCCCUAUGGAUGUAAUGAAUGUGGCAAAGCCUUCUCUCAGUUUUCAACCCUUGCUCUGCAUUUGAGAAUACACACAGGUAAGAAGCCUUAUCAAUGUAGUGAAUGUGGGAAAGCUUUCAGCCAGAAGUCACACCAUAUUAGACACCAGAAGAUUCAUACUCAUUAAAAAUUCUGUGAAUAUUUUGAAAAUUGGAAAGCAUUCAUCAGGAAUUUACACCUCAUAGCACAUCAGAAAUAAUCAUUCUAAAGUAAAAUGUCACAAAUGAGGGAAACAAAAGUUAAAGACCUAUGGGCUACCAGAGAAUGCUGAAGAGAAAGACAUUUGUAAUAUAAAAAUUCCUGUGCCCAACAAAAAAAACCUACAGCAAAGGUAAUGCUGAAACUUUAGACACGUUUUAGACACAUUAGAAUGGAAAACAUGCUUGUUAUUAUUGCUGUCUGCAUAGAUCUGGAGAUCUUCACCAAUGUAAUAAGAAAAAUAAGUUGUAAUAAGAAAAUAAGGAAAAGACUUAUGGUAUUGAUUUAACAGAGCUGAAGAGAUUCUGGAAUCACCUAUGCAUUUAUUCGAGUUUAGAAUAGGAUAGAAAUGGCAUCAGGAGGUAAGAAGAUAAUGGGACUAUUUAAAAAAUGAUUUGGAGGUAAUUUGUUCUCCAAGGAAAAAAAUACACCAUGAACUAUACACAAAGGUAAGAUCCAUGGGGAUUAAAAACAGGAAUAUGAAAAAGCUGUAUAGUAAAAUGGUUAUGACCUUGGGAGUAGGGAAACCUUCCUUAUAACAGAAAUACCUAGCAAUUCUAUUCUGAGUUUUUAUGCUCAAGAAAUAUGUACUAGGCUAUUUACUGUGACAUGAUUUGUAGUAGCUAUAAAUUGGAAACAACUUAAAUGCCCGUCAAUGAAAUGGAAAAUACUUAUGAUGGGAUACUGUAUAUGUGUAAAAUGUAACAAAUGAGAUCUGUAUUACAGAGAAAGAUCUCAUAAAUGUUGAGGGAGAAAAUGAAGUUGCAGAAUGACAUGUAAUACCAUGACAUUUUUGUAAAUUUGAGUUAAAACUUCCCUCAUAAAAUGCAGUACUAUAUAUUAGUAACAGAUACAUAUGUAUGUAUGUUUUAAAAAUGUUUUUGAAAUGGAUUGGAAGGAUACAGACCAAACUCUUGAUAGUGGUUGCCUGUGAAGAGUGAACAAGGGAAGGGAAUGAAUUUGGGAGGGGUGGAGUGGGGAUUGGUUAAAGGAGACUUCAUUUUAUAUGUAAGCGUCCAUUUCUUUAAAAACAAAAGAGACUGCAAGUAAAUAUAUAUAUAUAUAUAUAAAAAUACUGGAUAGUUCUGGAUUGUGGUAUAUGGAUAUCUUGUCAUAUUUUUUGUACUUUUCUGUCUUUUUAAAUUUUCUCAAGAAUGGGGGUGAGGAUGGGAACACUGUACCUAUACAAAUCAUGUUCAGAUGGAUUCAUUCCCAAUCAAAUACUAAACUUUUUAUAGAAAAUAUUUCUAAAAUUUUAAUCAAUGAUAAGUGGAUGAACUUGUUCUCUAUGUAGUAUGAAAUUAUCUAUUUUAUUAAAAUUAAAAAUGGCAUAAUCCAAA